AUGGUCAACCCUUUAAGUCUCCCCGAGACCCUCGAGUCCGUCUCUAUCAACCCGAACCCUUCCCCGUCCCACGACAUCAACCCUCCGACCGCCGCCUCGGAAAAGGAGCCCGUGGAUGAAGUUGAAGAGACCCCGUCUGAGCCAGACAGCAUCCCAUCAGACAUUGUCGACCCGCGUCGCUCCAUCCAGCCUGUUUCCCGUCGUCACAACCUCCCCCCGUUGCCCGAUCUCCGCUUCGAACAGAGCUACCUCGCCAGCAUCCGCGACGCCGAUACCUGGGGCCGAGUAGCAUGGAUCACGGUUCGCGACCAGGUCCUCCUCCCUCUGAUCCAAGGCACGGUCUGGACCCUCGCGCUCUCCGGCUGGCGGUUCUGGAACCGCAAUGCCUCCCUCAGCGGCCAGACCCUGGGCAGCCGAAUCCGUCGCUGGUGGUAUGAGACGAACAACUGGAAGCUUCCGCCCCUGUCUCUGUCACUCCCGUCGGCAAAGGAUCCUCAGUUCGCGGCGCGGACGGAAGACUUCUACACGGCGCAAUUCGCGAAUGCCGGGUCGGAUUAG
Messenger RNA from Aspergillus melleus, 558 nucleotides. Its product is annotated as DUF1770 domain-containing protein. The record is from RefSeq and is a predicted model, not a curated record. Gene Ontology annotation, biological process: mitophagy. The transcript has 3 exons. Gene Ontology annotation, molecular function: mitochondrion autophagosome adaptor activity. Bases 1 to 558 code for a protein of 185 amino acids. Lineage: Eukaryota; Fungi; Ascomycota; Eurotiomycetes; Eurotiales; Aspergillaceae.